Molecule: messenger RNA, 1032 nt
Organism: Xiphias gladius (swordfish)
Lineage: Eukaryota; Metazoa; Chordata; Actinopteri; Istiophoriformes; Xiphiidae
Gene: styxl1
Product: serine/threonine/tyrosine interacting-like 1
Exons: 8
Coding region: 123-1025 (300 amino acids)
Biological process (GO): negative regulation of cytoplasmic stress granule assembly; protein dephosphorylation; positive regulation of intrinsic apoptotic signaling pathway
Cellular component (GO): mitochondrion
Molecular function (GO): pseudophosphatase activity; protein tyrosine/serine/threonine phosphatase activity; protein phosphatase inhibitor activity
Source: RefSeq, a predicted model, not a curated record
CAUUAUUCUCAUGUGCCGACGCUACGUUUUUACCCCACAGGUCAAGCUAAUUAUAAUGUUCAGCUACUCUUGAUCAUUUUUCGUGGCCGAUUUGUUUUUUCGUGUUGUCGCUCCCUCCUGCGAUGGCUGAAAUCCUGAUGUGUGAGCCGUUUGAGCUCUACAAUCUCCUCAGCCAGCGCAGGUGCGUGUCAAGGCUGGCAGAGAUCAACUACCUCUGUUUGAUUGAUGCUCGUGAAACCCAAGAUUACAACGGGGGUCACAUCAUAACAGCCAAAAAUGUCAAAAUGGAUUCAGACGGCAAAUUCCCGCUGCCAGUGGCUGUGGAGGUUGACAGUGUGCAGCACGUGGCCGUCUAUGACAGCGACACUAGCUGUUUGCAGGAACAAGGCAGAGCAGUCGCAUGUGCCCAGGCCCUGGCUAAGGCUAGCCUCUACCCGGUCCACAUAGUGAGAGGAGGCUUUCAGAGGUUCUCAGCUCUGUACCCUUUCUUAAGCACCGAGAAAGUUACGUACACCAUCACGGAGCUGGAAAACCUGAAGAUUUAUCCAGUGGAGAUCAUAGCAGGACUGCUGUAUAUGGGGGACCAGAAACAAGGCAUGGACUCCGGUGUCCUCAGCCAGCUGAAAAUCAGCGCUGUCAUCAGCACCUCACACACUGACACUCUGGAAUCUAGGCCCAUAAAGGGGAAUCAGACCGUCCUUAACAUCCCUGUGGCUGACACAGUGGUGUCUGAUUUACAUUCAAGUUUCGAAAGGAUUUGUAGUUUUAUCGGGUCACACAUCAACAUGGGCUCUCGUGUCCUGAUAGUUUCCCGUCAGGGCAGAAGCCGCUGCAGUGCUCUAACCAUUGCCUUUCUCAUGCACCACCUCAAGUACACACUGGAGGCAAGUGGGGAGGCCUGGAAGUACAUGCUCAAAUGUAAACCCAACAUGAGGCCUAACAUGGGGUUUCUGCAGCAGCUGUCUGACUGGGAGCUUCACACCAUGGGAACAAAAGUGACUGAUAUCUCUGAACCUUAUUUUUAACAAAGUU